Laccaria bicolor S238N-H82 is the source of this 1812-nucleotide messenger RNA. RefSeq lists its product as uncharacterized. NCBI's taxonomy places the organism in Eukaryota, Fungi, Basidiomycota, Agaricomycetes, Agaricales, Hydnangiaceae. Bases 1 to 1812 code for a protein of 603 amino acids. Gene Ontology annotation, molecular function: ATP hydrolysis activity; ATP binding. The record is from RefSeq and is a predicted model, not a curated record. The transcript is spliced from 9 exons.
AUGUCCGCAAGGCCUCGUCCGCAUUUCUACGGAGGACUUAUGGCUGGUGAUCAGGAUCGCAAUGACACAGGCGAAUUGUGGUCAGCUCCAAGCUUCCUCACUCGAAUUAUGGGGUUUUCCUUCUUCGCGUCGCUAUUCUCGAACACGUACGGCCUUGGCAGCGUCAAGUUACUCGUUUUGGGGAGCAUUAUAGAGACUGGCAGGAGAUUGUGCCAGUGGCUUUUUGAGAGGCUUAGGUUUCAAUACUCCAUCACCAUACAAUUCGGCGAGGGAGACCCUACUUAUGAGUGGAUCAUUCUCUUCUUGACGGAGCAUAACGUGUGGCGUCGAUCGCGUGAUUUCCGUGUAACCGCAAAAAACUCGAGCAGGAAAUGGGGAAUUGAAACAAGCCCUAGCUCGCAACCUGAAGGAAGUGCAGAUUAUGUGCCUACAUAUGAACUCCCACAACUCUUUCGAUGGAAUGGCUAUUGGCUUGAAAUCAAACGGAGCAAAGGGACGCCAACUUAUACACAAAUGGGAGCUCAGUCCCUAUCCACAAUAUUCAUAACGAUUUAUACCCUUGACAUGACCGUCGUUUCCAAACUCGUUGAAAAAGCUCGACUUCGCUACGUCGAAGUCAGCCGGCCAAACGUAAUUAUACAUACGGCUGAUACGCCGCAUUUUGGUCCAACGUUUACGUGGAACAAUGUCAAAUGCAAAAUCCGAAGACCUCUCGACUCUAUUAUCCUCGAGGAGGGGGUUAUUGAUUCGAUUGUAGGCGACGCACGGGAAUUUCUUGAUAUGGAAAACUGGUACAUCGAUGCCGGCAUUCCCCAUCGACGAGGGUAUCUUUUGUAUGGCCCUCCUGGUACAGGCAAAAGCUCCACCAUUCACGCAUUGGCCGGUGAAUUGGGUAUGGAGAUAUACUCUCUUUCGCUAGCCGCGGGUUUCGUCGAUGACUCGUUCCUACAAAGAGCUGCCGCUUCUAUUCCUAAACGAGCGAUUUUUUUGAUCGAAGAUAUUGAUUGUGCAUUCCCUUCCCGAGAGGAGGGAGAGCAUCCGAUGCCGCUACUUCCUGGCUAUCCAGGCAUGAUGGGGUUGGGGCCAAGGUUGCCUUCGCGGACGAGAUCCACCGUCACACUCUCAGGAUUACUCAAUGUAAUCGACGGGGUUGGUAGCGAGGAGGGAAAGCUCUUUUUUGCAACGACUAAUUAUAUCGACCACUUGGACCCGGCACUUCUUCGUCCUGGACGCAUCGACCGCAAAAUACAGUACAAGCUGGCGACAAGGGAACAAGCUACCGCGCUGUUCCUUCGUUUUUUUCCGCAGUCAUACAUUACUUUCGAGGACUCAAAAGUUUCGUCUGUAGACGAAAAGCAGUCUAGGCUUGGUGAACUAGCAAAAACAUUUUCCCAGGGCGUUCCUGAAUACGAGUUCUCAACCGCUGAACUUCAAGGAUAUUUGCUUUCCUGCAAAAAGCAUCCAGAGCAGGCAGCAAUUGGUAUCGGUGCCUGGGUAGAACAAGAGCGAAUCGAACGGAAGGAAAGGAAGGAAAGAGAAAUAGAGAGAAAGGCGAAGGAGCAACAAAGCAGGGACGAGGUAACCCAGAUGCAAUUUGCGAACAUGGGGGGCUUGGGUAUGAUGUCAAAACGGGGAGGUGGGCAGAAGGUCGGUGGUGCACUACGUGGGCCCUCCAUGCCAAAGGCUCUUCCUGGCGCCUCCCUCGUGUCUCUCAGUACCGAUUCUCUGAGUCAACCUGACAUGGCCUUUACGGAUGGUUUUACCAGCGACUCCGAUUCUGUUUCAGUAUCCACCCUUCCUACUGCCGCGUAA